Messenger RNA from Cynara cardunculus var. scolymus (artichoke), 606 nucleotides. Its product is annotated as non-specific lipid-transfer protein 4-like. The transcript has 2 exons. The coding region runs from base 27 to 392 and encodes 121 amino acids. The record is from RefSeq and is a predicted model, not a curated record. Gene Ontology annotation, biological process: systemic acquired resistance. Gene Ontology annotation, molecular function: fatty acid binding. NCBI's taxonomy places the organism in Eukaryota, Viridiplantae, Streptophyta, Magnoliopsida, Asterales, Asteraceae.
AACCUAACUAAACUACUUACACUCUAAUGGCAUCUACUACAUCUUUUGCCUUUGCAACUCUAUUCAUUGCCUAUUUGUUGGCUACACCGACUUUCUUCAGGGAAGUCGCUGCAGCGGGUGAGUGCGGUAGAAUACCCAUUCGAUCUGCCGCACUUAGCUUGAGCCCGUGUUUAGGUGCCGGUGGGAAUGCUAGGGCUAAGGUACCACCUAUGUGUUGUACGAAAGUAAAUGUUUUAAUCAAGACUGCUCCGAAAUGUCUUUGCGCAGUCUUGCUCUCACCAUUGGCUCGAAAGGCUGGUAUAAAGCCUGCAAUCGCAAUAAGCAUCCCUAAGCGAUGCAACAACAAAAAUAGACCAGUCGGAAAGAAGUGUGGGAGAUAUAUUGUACCAUGAAGACAGACAUAAUGAAAGUUACGAUGGCAUAUAUAAGUCCAUGCUACAAAUAAAUUGUUUACGGUUGGAUAAGAGUUGCUUUUUGUCAUUGAGUAACCUCGGUGUUCCUUGAUGGAAGCGAACGUGAAUUUAGUUUCCCAAUACUUGUAGCUUUUUCAUAUGUUGGACUCUUCGACAUAACUUGAAUAAAAUCUUCGUGUUCUCUUCGAUUGCA